Molecule: messenger RNA, 282 nt
Organism: Anisakis simplex (herring worm)
Lineage: Eukaryota; Metazoa; Nematoda; Chromadorea; Rhabditida; Anisakidae
Source: the annotation of a GenBank genome assembly
AUGCUGUCGGCAAUAACCCGCGGCAGUACGCGUAUCAUCGGCGCGAGAUGUUUCGCUUCGGCGCCGACUCUCGACGCUCAACAACAACUCGACGAUUCCAAGUUGCCGAUGGACGAGCAACUGAAUCCUUCAUUCUUUAAGAGUGUUGAAUACUAUGUGGACAAAGGCUCAAAAGUCAUCGAGCCUAAGCUCGUUGAUGAACUUCAAUCGCAUUCCAUGACCAAAAACGACAAGAAGAAUCUUGUCCGCGGUAUUCUCGCUGCUAUCAAACCGGUUAACAAG